Gekko japonicus is the source of this 274-nucleotide messenger RNA. RefSeq names its product patr class I histocompatibility antigen, B-1 alpha chain-like. Lineage: Eukaryota; Metazoa; Chordata; Lepidosauria; Squamata; Gekkonidae. The annotation marks the transcript as partial. Gene Ontology annotation, cellular component: external side of plasma membrane. The transcript has a single exon. Gene Ontology annotation, biological process: immune response. The record is from RefSeq and is a predicted model, not a curated record.
CUGCACACCUGGCAGUGGAUGCACGGAUGUGAACUCUCCAAGGAGGGGCGCAAAAGGGGCUACUCCCAGUUUGCCUACGAUGGGAAGGACUACCUCAGCCUGGACAAAGAGACCCUCACCUGGACGGCCACCGACAGCCGGGCCCAGGUGACCAAGCGGAGGUGGGACACGGACCGGGUCUGGACCGAAGGGCGCAGGAAUUUCGUGGAGGGGCGCUGCGUGGAAUGGCUGCAGAAGUACCUGGACUACGGGAAGGAGACCCUGCUGAGGAGAG